Trichomonas vaginalis G3 is the source of this 630-nucleotide messenger RNA. RefSeq names its product adenylate cyclase protein. The coding region runs from base 1 to 630 and encodes 209 amino acids. NCBI's taxonomy places the organism in Eukaryota, Parabasalia, Trichomonadida, Trichomonadidae. The record is from RefSeq and is a predicted model, not a curated record. The transcript has a single exon.
AUGGACCAGUUAUGUGUUAUGAUAGGAGGCCUAUACGAAACAAUAGUAUUUCCAGCUGUAGUCCUUGUAACAGCUGUAAUUUCUGUCGUUUUCUUAAUUAGAAAUCUUCCUUUCAUUAAUCCUUCUCCAUGUUCAUUAUUCAUAACGAUUUACAUCCAAUGCUUCGUAUUUUCUAUCAAUCCAUUCAUUUCAAGGUUCAUUUCUAAGAGUAUUACCUUUAUUUUCGUUAUUGAUUUGAUUAUUUUCGUAAUUUUGUAUUUCAUUGGCCGUUUGAUUGUCUCUAAGCGUACAAAGUCAGUUGCCAGUGUAUUGCAUGGCCUUCAUUAUGAAGAAAACGAAGAAGAAGAUCAACAAGAAUUAUAUGCUUUAAUUGCUGAGUCAAAACCAAAGAAACGGGUUGAUUAUACAGUUCUUAACAUAAAACGACCUUAUACAGCUGGUUUAUUAAUGAGAGUCGGAUUUCUUUAUAAUAUCGAAGACGUAACAAGUUUAGAUUUCAUUAAAUUCGUUUGCAACCAAUUUACAGAUGCUAGACUCUAUUUCUCGGCGGCUCAGAUCGCUUACGCUCUUCAAACAAAUCUUAUUUACAUUGCAGAAGUCCAGAAGCUUUGCAGUUCAUCAGGAUCAUAG